CCAUCUUGUUAUUUUGAUGAGAGAAAGAUAUUUAGGUUGGAAUCAGUACAUUUUGAUUGAGUACUAUGUUUGCCGUUAGUUUGUUGUGAAAGACCACUUCUCUUGGUAUCCGGCGUAUGAGCAGAUGAAUGAUCUUGUGUGCAGAGAGGUGUGCUGUGGUGUUUUGACUGUGGAGACAGCUUUCUUGGCUAAUGUGUGAUUGAUUUACCUAUUUUUAUUGUACAUAAUUGUAAGUGAAAAUGGCAGCCUUGUCGGAACAAGCUUCCAAGCUUCUGGAUUUCAGCCAGAAGCUGGAUAUUAAUCUCCUUGAUAACAUUGUUGGAGUCAUGUAUACAGGAAAUGGAGACCAGCAAAGAGUGGCACAAGAAGUCCUUACAACAUUAAAAGAGCACCCAGAUGCAUGGACUCGUGUGGAUGCUAUCCUUGAGUUUUCCAGUAAUCAACAAACUAAAUAUUAUGCUCUUCAGAUUUUAGAACAAGUCAUUAAAACGAGAUGGCGUGUCUUACCUAGAAACCAGUGUGAGGGCAUUAAGAAGUACAUCGUAGGCCUCAUUAUUAAAACCUCGUCAGAUCCAGAAACUAUGGAAAGAGAGAAAUUAUACCUACUUAAGCUGAAUUUGAUCCUUGUUCAGGUUUUGAAACGAGAGUGGCCCAAAAACUGGGAGUCUUUCAUUCCUGAUAUUGUGGGUGCUAGCAAGACAAACGAAAGCCUUUGUCAAAACAAUAUGGAAAUCCUAAAGCUGUUGAGUGAAGAAGUAUUUGAUUACUCCAGUGGCCAGAUGACCCAAACUAAAGCCAAGCACCUCAAGGAUACCAUGUGUUCUGAAUUUUCUCAAAUAUUUCAACUUUGUCAAUAUGUUAUGGAAAAUUCACAGAAUGCUCCCUUGGUCGGCGCUACUCUAGAAACUCUCCUAAGGUUUCUAAAUUGGAUACCUCUGGGAUACAUAUUUGAAACAAAAUUAAUUAGUACCUUGAUCUAUAAGUUCCUCAAUGUUCCAAUGUUUCGUAAUGUAACUUUGAAGUGCUUAAACGAAGUAGCGGGUGUAUCAGGAGCAAAUUAUGACGACAUGUUUAUUGCUUUGUACACUCAAACCAUGGGCCAAUUAGAAGCGAUGCUGCCUGUCAACACGAACAUCAAAGAGGCCUAUGCAUGUGGCCAAGAUCAGGAGCAAAAUUUUAUCCAGAACCUUGCCAUGUUCUUGUGCACAUUCCUCAAAGAACGAGGUCAGCUGAUAGAAAAGAAGGGCCUCAGUCAAGAAUUGCUCAAGGCUUUGCAUUAUCUUGUACUCAUAUCUGAAGUAGAAGAGGUGGAAAUUUUCAAAAUAUGUUUGGAGUACUGGAAUUAUUUGGCAUCCUCCUUAUAUGGUGAAAGUCCAUUUCACCCUGCGCCCACCCUCACCUUCAAGCCGCAUUCUCUGACAAGGCGAGAAUUCUACUCCCGUGUUCUUACAAAGGUCCGGUAUAUUAUGAUCAGCCGCAUGGCUAAGCCAGAAGAGGUUUUGGUGGUUGAAAACGAAAAUGGAGAGGUCAUUCGAGAAUUCAUGAAAGACACUGACUCUAUUAAUUUGUACAAAAAUAUGCGUGAAACAUUAGUUUAUCUAACCCACCUUGACUGCACUGAUACUGAAGUAGUCAUGACUGAGAAACUACACCUCCAGGUGAAUGGGAGAGAGUGGUCAUGGAAGAACCUCAACACUCUGUGCUGGGCUAUAGGAAGUAUUUCAGGUGCAAUGCAAGAAGAAGAUGAAAAACGUUUCCUGGUUACUGUCAUUAAAGAUCUGCUGGGCUUAUGUGAGCAAAAGAAGGGAAAAGAUAACAAAGCUAUCAUAGCCUCGAACAUCAUGUAUGUUGUUGGACAAUACCCUCGAUUCCUCCGAGCACAUUGGAAAUUUUUAAAGACUGUUGUUAAUAAAUUAUUUGAAUUUAUGCAUGAAACUCAUGAGGGUGUUCAGGACAUGGCAUGUGACACUUUCAUUAAGAUAGCUAUUAAAUGCAGGCGACAUUUUGUCACUACUCAAGUUGGUGAGGUCAUGCCAUUCAUUGAAGAGAUUCUCAGCACUAUAAGCACCAUCAUAUGUGAUUUGCAAGCACAACAGGUUCACACGUUUUAUGAGGCUGUGGGCUACAUGAUCAGUGCCCAGGUAGAUACUAUGGCUCAGGAUGUUUUGAUAGAGAAAUACAUGAUGCUCCCUAAUCAAGUGUGGGAUGACAUAAUCAGUCAGGCCUCUAAAAAUGUUGAUGUCCUCAAGGAUCCAGAUGCAGUGAAACAAUUAGCAAGCAUUCUUAAAACUAAUGUCAGAGCUUGCAAAGCUUUAGGUCACCCAUAUGUUAUUCAGCUGGGACGCAUAUAUUUGGAUAUGCUGAAUGUGUAUAAAGUUAUGAGUACAAACAUUAGUGCUGCAAUUGCUUUGAAUGGUGAGGCUGUCACCAAACAGCCCUUGAUCAAAAGUAUGAGAGUUGUGAAAAAGGAAACAAUCAAACUUAUUGCUGAUUGGAUUUCUCGUUCAAUGGACCAUGCAAUGGUUCUAGAAAAUUUCAUUCCGCCCCUUUUGGACGCUGUUCUUCUGGACUACCAGAGGACAAAUGUUCCAUCUGCCAGAGAGCCUGAAGUCCUGAGUGCAAUGGCAAUGAUUGUUAACAAGCUUGAAGCUCAUAUUACACCUGAAAUUCCAAAGAUAUUUGAUGCAGUCUUUGAAUGCACUCUGGAUAUGAUAAACAAAGACUUUGAAGAACACCCCGAACAUAGAACGAACUUCUUCCUUUUAUUGCAGGCUGUAAACAACCAUUGCUUCCCAGCCUUCCUCAACAUCCCUCCGGCACAGUUCAAGCUUGUUCUGGACUCUAUCAUUUGGGCUUUCAAACAUACAAUGCGAAAUGUAGCUGACACAGGAUUGCAGAUACUGUAUCAAAUGAUCCAGAACGUAGAACAACACGAAGCAGCUGCUCAAAGCUUUUAUCAGACAUACUUCACAGAUAUUUUGCAACACAUUUUUUCAGUUGUCACAGAUACCUCUCAUACUGCUGGUCUUACCAUGCACGCUACAAUUUUGGCCUAUAUGUUCUCUAGAGUUGAACAGAAUAGGAUAAAGGUAGCAUUGGGUCCCACCCCUGACAAUGUAGCCUACAUCCAAGAGUUUGUGGCCUCAUUACUACGUGCUGCAUUCCCCCAUCUGACAGACAACCAAAUAAAGAUCACUGUGCAGGGACUGUUCAACUUGGACCAGGAUAUUCCUGCAUUCAAAGAGCAUCUACGUGAUUUCCUUGUUCAAAUUCGAGAAUACACUGGUGAUGACGACUCCGACCUGUAUCUUGAAGAGCGUGAACAUGAACUUCAGUUAAUGCAAGAGGAAAAGAGACGCAUUCAAAUGGCUGUACCCGGAAUCCUCAAUCCACAUGAAAUCCCAGAGGAUAUGCAGGAUUAGCGGCUGUGAUGUGUGCUUGUGUGUGUUAUCCACCCUGAACUGUGGUGUUGAACUGUAAAAAGUGGUGUAAUUGUUCUGUUACUGUGAGUGAGAAAGAUGAGGUAGAUUAGGUUGUGUUGAUGGUAUGUGCAAGCACGUGCAAUUUGAUGAUCGUGACCGCCCAGUUUCACCCACCCAAACUUUAUUGUUAUCACUAUGGGAUGCUUUACUCUAUCAAGUCACACCAUUUUCUAGUAACAAAAUUCGGCAAUGCUGUUCUGAAUACCACUGUAUGCAUCACUUGGGGUUGUGUCCUCAUUUUCCAUUUUCAUUUGCCCUCUUAAAAUUAAUCAACAUCAGAGUUGCGUUCAUUUAUCAGCCUUACUCUGACUUAUUGUACUACCUAAGUGAUACAUCAAAAUAUAUUUUUCUUAACAUAAUUUCGGUUUUGGCAGUGUUGCUAAUUGCGUAGGUGUUUGUUGAAACAAAGAGUGAGAAUCCUGUUUUUGUUACUAUUUGACAUCAUUUUUUAUAUCAGUUUUACUUUUUUUUUUGUUUGGUUUCAUUUUUAUUGUUAACACAAAUGCAAGGUGGUCUUAUCCAGUAGGGUGGUGUGGCUUUGUAUCCUCUGUUUAUCUUUGAAUGUACUACUAAGACUGUGUGAGAAAUUGUGGAACAUAAAAGUGCACCCAUUUAGAGCUUCCUGAAUAUUUUUAAAGUUUUCCUUUUUUAUUUAAAAUUAAAAAACAAAAACAAUCAAAAAAAAAAAAAAAAGAAAAGAAACGUGUUUAACAUGUACCAGUGGGUCUCUUUGAUCAGUCCUCUUUUUUCUAAAAGGUUAUGGUGAUUUGGAAAUGUUUGCACCAUUUGUGCCACUCUUUUGUUGGUACUUCAUCCUUUUUUUGAAGGAGUCAUUAUUCCCACAUCAAACAUACUCUGCAUUCUAUGAUAAAAACCAUCUGUUUCUUUAAACAUUGAUACUAUUCAUACAAAGUGUACCAGUAGCAUUGGGGAUCCUAGUGAAACUUGCGCAAAGUUGCUUUAAUUUCGUACGGUGACAUUUUUGUUUCUUUUUUUCCACAUCCUUUUUUGAAACCACUCCAUUGCAUACAGUAACACAGAAACAAUACUGUUCCUGUAAUUAUGGACUGACUAGUGCCAGGAGCUCUAGUCUGCAUUUAUACUGAAAGCUUCUCUGGGUACUGCAAUCGAGGGAAUCUAUUAUGUAUAUUUAUUAAAUUAUUUGUAAUAAUUGUAGUGUAAGUUCCAAACUUGAUAAAAAUGUUAUCGGAUGUCAUUUGCUUUUUGAUACAUACUGCUGAUUGUAACCUGCCUUUGUGCAGUACAAGGCUGGCUUAGUUUAGAGUGGUGGGGCAGUAUUUGUACUUUUUAUAUUCUGCUUGAAGCAAAUGACUCAAUCUCAGUGAAAGUGCAGCACUUUCUUUUUAUACAUAUUUUUGCAUUUGUGAGGCAGGAUGAAAUGUGGGAUGAAUGUCCCUAUCACUUCACCAUGUCUUGUGUAAUUGCGUCACUUAAUGAUUAUCUUUUCUGUGUCUGUAAUACUAUUUCUGGUUUUUAUUGGAAAAUGGUUUGAAGAAUUACCCUGGUACCUGAAAUUAUCAUUAGUGUUGACUUAAAACAGUUCAAUGAUAAUAAAUGUGUGUUUGAGUGAAUUAGCCAGUGAGCUGGAAGACCAUUCAAGGUUUCCUGAAGUAGAUGCCGUUUUUCAGUUGAGGAGUUCUGCUUUCUCUAUAGCCUGCAUCUCCACUCAGCAGGGUGUGUGGCACACUGUGGCACACUGAGUGGCAGAUGCCUAGAAUGAGGGCGCGCAUGUGAAAGAGUGAAAUGAGGUUGACAAUAUCUGUCAACAUGCUGCCUCGCCGUGGCCUUCUCGUCUUGUUGGAAUAGCUCUGAGCGUGGAUGUGUUUGAACUGAUGUAUGAUGACCUGAAUGUUGAAUGGAUGUGCUUCUGGUUGAAUGAGAUUGCAUGUGUGUGAUUCUUGUUAUACAUUCAUUCAACCUGCUUAAGUACUACAGUUGGAGAAAAAAAAUUAUUUUGCAUUUUCUAAUGGUUUUGUUUUCCUUCACUUGUUGAAGAAAAGAAGUUCUCAAGGUUGUCUUUGUUACUGGUUUUUUUUCUUUUGUGCAGGUGUGCUGGCCUUAAUCCCUAAAGGUGUUUUGUUGUAAAAUUUUAUUUGCACCAAGUAGCAAUUACUGUUGUCCUAUCAAUGAAUUUGUCUUCUGUCCCUUCAAUUACUGAAGGCACUAGGAGAGGGUUGGUACAAUGGUCAAAUUGUAAUGAGAGCCUACUGCCAGCAGAGUCAGUUACAUGUAAUCUGGACUCUUGCAUCUUAGGUAAUUCAUUAGAACCCUUCUCCCGUCAAGAUUUCAUUAUUUUUAAUUGUUUGUCCUUGCCUUAUUAUUGUUCCCCUACUGUUCAUUUCUUUAAAUGUGGGGGAAUGGUAUGGUGAGGACCCCUCUCUCUUUCCUCUCCUCACAUGUACAUUAGCGUGUUGUGUAUUUGUGUGAAGUGUUAGACUUUUGCUAAACUGUAAGUAAUUCUUAGUGAUCAUUAAUAUAAUUAAUUAUCUUUAUUA
Molecule: messenger RNA, 5998 nt
Organism: Thrips palmi
Lineage: Eukaryota; Metazoa; Arthropoda; Insecta; Thysanoptera; Thripidae
Gene: emb
Product: exportin-1
Exons: 19
Coding region: 240-3422 (1060 amino acids)
Biological process (GO): ribosomal large subunit export from nucleus; ribosomal small subunit export from nucleus; protein export from nucleus
Cellular component (GO): cytoplasm; nucleus
Molecular function (GO): nuclear export signal receptor activity; small GTPase binding
Source: RefSeq, a predicted model, not a curated record